AUCUCUCCGCUCUCGCUCUCGCUCUCUCUCUCUCCCUCCCUCCUUCCCUCUGAUGGCACUCGUCCGCGAACGCCGGCAGCUCAACCUCCGCCUCCCGCUGACGGAUCUCCCCAACCGCCGCCCGCUCUUCCCGCCGCCCCUCUCCCUCCCCCUCCCUCCCUCCGCCGCCGCCGCCGCCUCCGCCACCGCCGCCGCCGGCUCCGGCGCCGCCGCGACCUCCCUGUCCGACCUCGAGAGCCUCGGCGUCCUCGGCCACGGGAACGGCGGCACCGUCUACAAGGUCCGCCACCGGCGCACCUCCGCCGUCUACGCCCUCAAGGUCGUCCACGCCGGCUGCGACGCCACCGUCCGCCGCCAGGUCCUCCGCGAGAUGGAGAUCCUCCGCCGCACGGACUCGCCGCACGUGGUCCGGUGCCACGGCAUCUUCGAGAAGCCGAACGGCGACAUCGCGAUCCUGAUGGAGAACAUGGACGCCGGCAGCCUCCAGACGCUCCUGGAGGCCUCCGGGACCUUCUCGGAGAAGCAACUCGCCGCCGUCGCCCGCCACGUGCUGAACGGGCUCCACUACCUCCACUCCCUCAAGAUCAUCCACCGCGACAUCAAGCCGUCGAACCUGCUCGUGAACUCGGCGAUGGAGGUCAAGAUCGCCGACUUCGGGGUGAGCAAGAUCAUGUGCCGGACCCUCGACGCGUGCAACUCCUACGUCGGCACGUGCGCGUACAUGAGCCCCGAGCGGUUCGACCCGGACAGCUACGGCGGCAACUACGACGGCUAUGCCGGCGACAUCUGGAGCCUGGGGCUGACGCUGCUGGAGCUCUAUCUGGGUCACUUCCCGCUGUUGGGUCCCGGCCAGAGGCCCGACUGGGCGACGCUGAUGUGCGCGAUCUGCUUCGGGGAGCCGCCGAAGUCGCCGGACGGGUCGUCGGAGGAGUUCCGGAGCUUCGUCGAGUGCUGCCUGCAGAAGGAGUCGAGCAAGCGGUGGUCGGUGGCGGAGCUGCUGAACCACCCUUUCAUAGCCGGCGGUAAAGAUCCGGCGGGAUCCUUGUGAGGUGGAAGCACGCGGGUCGGGUUGAGGCAAAGUAUUUUACCGCUGGAAAACCCGGAAGUCGAGGCGGGCGCACGCAGAACGGGCCCGCCCGGGACAAAUCAAGUACGGGUCGGGUCGAGAUUCGCUUCGCGAUGAGUUUUUGUACAUAUAGGGCGGACUUCGGGUCGCAAAUUCGGGCGCUCUCUGUUUCUUUUUUCUUUUUCAAUGUCCUCUUUAGGAUGCUUCGGGCAGUGAAAUUGCUGUUCGAGAACUAAUGAAGGAACCUUCUUGACUAGUUCAAUUUAAA
Eucalyptus grandis is the source of this 1334-nucleotide messenger RNA. Its product is annotated as mitogen-activated protein kinase kinase 9. Gene Ontology annotation, biological process: protein phosphorylation. The record is from RefSeq and is a predicted model, not a curated record. Lineage: Eukaryota; Viridiplantae; Streptophyta; Magnoliopsida; Myrtales; Myrtaceae. The coding region runs from base 53 to 1048 and encodes 331 amino acids. Gene Ontology annotation, molecular function: protein serine/threonine kinase activity; ATP binding. Gene Ontology annotation, cellular component: cytoplasm. The transcript has a single exon.